UCCUGGCCUGGCCUGGGCUGGGGCAGCGGCCAUGCAGGGCUCCAUGGUCCGUCGCACGCAGGAGCUGCUGGGGCGAGUGAUCCGGAAGCCGCCCCUCACGGAGCGCCUUCUCAGCAAGCCCCCCUUCCGAUACCUGCACGACGUGAUUGGGGAGGUAAUUAGAUCAACUGGUUUCAUGAAAGGACUGUACACAGAAGCAGAGAUGAAAUCUGAUAAUGUUAAGGAUAAAGAUGCAAAAAUCGGCUUCCUUCAGAAAGCAAUUGAUGUUGUCAUCAUGGUGACGGGGGAACCUUUGGCAGUGAAGCCUGCACGUAUUGUUGCUGGGCACGAACCUGAAAGAACCAAUGAACUACUCCAAGCAAUUGCCAAAUGCUGUCUUAAUAAGCUAUCCAGUGAUGAAGCUGUUCAAAGAGUCCUUGCUGGGGAGAAAGCUGAUAUGAAAGGAGGGAUACCAUCUUCUAAAACCCAAAACAGAACAGAAGAUCAAAGAUCCCAUAAAGAGGGAAGAGGUGACUCAGAAAUAAAAGACCGAAACUCAAUUCAAGACCAAAAACCCAAAGAAGAGAUAAAAGAGGAAGGGAGCAAGCGAAAAGAAAGAGAAAGUGACAAACAUAAGGAUUAUGAGAACCGGCACAAAAAUCUUGACAAAGACAAUUUUAAAGAAGGUGAGAAACAUGAAAGAGAGAGAAAUAAGAAUAGGUCAAGCAAACAGGGAAGAGAGUCAGAGAAAAUCAGAGACAAAGAAAAAGGAGAUGGGGAAGAAGAAAAAGAGGAGCAUGAUAAAGAAAGGGACAGAGAAAGGAAACAACAUGAGGGUGGAAGAGAAAAAGACAGAUUAAGAGAAAAAGACAAGGAGAGGGCCAAGGAACAUGAGAAGAUCAGAGAAAGGGGAAAAGAUCGAGAAAAAGAUAAACGAAGGGAACGUGUGAAAGAGACGGAGCAGUCACGUGAACAAGGAAAGGACAAGGCAGAUAAAAAGUCUGCAGGAUCAGAGGAGAAUGUAACUAAAAAACUGUUGGAACGAUCUGUAAAAGAUAAAGCUGAGCCAGAUAAAGAAAGUGAAAACAUAGCAAGAUUAUCAAGGCAACAUUCAACAAAGGGACCAAGACAACGAGCCAAACCUGUCGGUGAAGGGCGAAAAGAAACUAGUAAAAGUGUAUCUAGUGGUGCAAUUGAAAGAACAGCUAACAUGUUAAAACAGAAAAUUGAGCCAGUUAUUACAGCACAAGAGCCAGCUACACUUGCAGAUGAAAAACCAGCAACUGUUUUACAUGGAAAAGCUGAGCCAGAAAUUGCAGUAAAACAGAGAGGUGACUCAUCCAGUGAUGCAGAAGGAGAUGUUUUGAACACUGCUGCCCCUGAAAAAAUUGUUGUUUCUGAAAAUAGUGAAAUUACUAAUGAGCUUCCUCCUCAAGUCACCCAAAGAAGACUUCCACGACCCAGCAGUGCAAGACCAGCUCCACCCCGGAUAAAACGCCAAGAAAGUACAGAAGUUUUAGCACCAGAGAGAAAUGGCAGUGCCAAAAUAGUGACAAAUGUCAUUAUAGACAAAGAGGAGGAAGAAGACGAUGAUCAGUUUGUUGUGGAGGCAGCACUGCCUGAAAUGGCAGAAAUGGCAAUGGAGGCAACAGUAGAGUUGGAAGAAGAUGAGAAGCACGGUGGGCUUGUCAAAAGAAUAUUGGAAACAAAGAAAGAUUAUGAAUUGUCACAGUUGCCAAAAUCUGCUGAGAAGGAUAAACCACUUUUGUCAGAAGCAGCAAGGAGAAAAGAGAAAGAUCUAGUAGCAAAGGAAAUAGAGAAGUUCCGUGGAUCCAUUCAGGCCCUUUGUCGAAGCGCUCUCCCCCUUGGAAAAAUCAUGGACUAUAUUCAGGAAGAUGCGGAUGCCAUGAAGAAUGAACUCCAGAUGUGGCAGAAUGAAAAUAAACAACUUGAAGAGGCCCUACAGAAAGAACAAAGUAUUACAGACAGUGUUGUAGAACCAUUGAAAGUAGAACUUGCAGAACUGGAUCAGUUGAUCAAAGAUGAACAAGAUAAGAUUUGUGCUAAAAUGGCCAACGUUUUAAAAAAUGAUGAAAAAAUUCAGAAGAUGGUUCAUAACAUCAACUCAAGGAGGUGAACAAUGGAACAUGAGAGCUGGAAUGGAUUUUCUUCUAAUUAGAAGAAAUAAAUCUUUGUGUUGAAAGAAAACUGUUGCAUACAGCAGCAAAUACAGUUUCAAAUAAACUUAUUCACGUGAUGGUGUAUGGCCUCAGGAGAUUUAUAUUGUGUAGGUGAAAUUUGCCAUUUAUUCAAUGUUUGUAAAAAGCUUUAAAAAACAGUCAAUGCAAAACAUUCGCUUUAUUUAACCUAUAUUGUGAUAGGUUUUCUAUUGUCAGCAGACUUCACUUUCCUGGAUUAUUUAAUAUCAAUAUACUCUGAUCAGGUUUUGUACCGUUCAUGUCUAGUAUAUGUGUGGCAUUUUGAGCAAUAUAUAAAUAUAUUUUAUGAAAUUUUGGGAGUUUGCUGUUGGAGUAGCUUGAAAUAUGACCUUAUGUUGGCAAACCGUUUAAGAAGAAUUAUUUAAAUAUUCAUGCAGAUCAAGAAGUAAAAUUGGAUUUAUCUGUAUUUCCUUAAGUCAUACAAAUAAGAAAGACAACAAAAUAAGUUUAUCUAAACAUGUUAAUUAUACUUUCCUUUAUUUACUUUGUUAAGUACUUUUUCUCCAACUAAAUGGCCAGUCAUGUAUGUUUUUACUUUAAAUCAUUCUGAGAGAAUUUGAGCAGGGGGUGUAUGCAUUUUUGCAUGGAGGGUUUUUUGGGGGGGGUCCAUUUUUUUUAAGAGUACCUGCAAUACUUGCACUUGGAGACCCCAUAAAUCUUGGAUGGUCUUGGUAAUCAACCAUAUUUGUGGCUUCUAGGACUGUAUCCCUUGCCUAAUGGAAGUACUGUCUCAUGUCAUACUGAGUUGUGGGGAUGUUCUUAAGUGCCUCACAUUGCAAAGUCAAAAAUAAUGCAGCUCUGGAAUAGGCCUGAAAGGUAACUGUUGCAUUGCAUUUCCAGGGUGCUAGGAACUCCUUCAAGGCACAUUGAAGCAACAAAUCCCAGCUCUUCUCCGACACUUGAGACAAGGGAGUCCCUGCUGUUGUGCUCUGCUUCUGGGGUGUCCCAAGCACCUUGGAAGCAAACACAACACAUAUCCCUCCUUCUGAUUUCUUAGUUCAGGAAAGGGAUAGAGUGUUUGUGCAGAUCUUCUGGAGCAUUUAAGUCUUUCUGAAGUGUAGCCCAGCUGCUUCGUGGUAAUGUUUUCCCAGCUUCAAAUUCAUGAAGAGGGUUGGGACUUGUUCACGUUGCAUUGCACUUGCAAAGUGCUUAGAGUGCCUUAGAAACAGCACACCUGCAUGGAUUUCCCAUCCCAUUUUACUUCAAGCUUGGAAGGACACCUGAGGCUUGUCAUGCUUGGCAAAAGUGGGUAAGGACACACCAUGAUGUCUGUGCUUGUGGACCAUUGCUUAUAGAUGUCCCUGUGUCAUAUAAACACAGACUACCGGGGUACUUAUAAUCUGAAUCUUUUGAAGCUACACCAUUAUUUAAGUGAAUGUGAUUCAAGUUUCCAUCUCCCCCCCCCCCCCGGUGGAUUGGAUUUGAGAAAUCUCAUGGUCUCUUCGUUUGCAUAUCUACCAUCUCUCCAUUUUCUCAUAAAAUUAUAUUUCUUAUGGGUUACGUAUGGCUUGCUAGAUGUUGCACAGGAGAAAUGUAAUGUGGGAUGUGGUUUGAAACCUUGUGCUUAUUGACUGAGAAGUCUCAAAAAUGUUUGAGGCUUGGAGAAAAAUGCUGUGUUGCAAUAGUUUAGCAAGCUAUUUAAUAAAUUGUGUGCACUUUAUCAGUCUGACACCCUGAUCAAAACAUUUGGAAGUAAUGACAUUUACUUCUAAUAAAUAACACAGCUUAGGAUAACAGUCUAAGCCCUUAUUGAGGGGUGUAUAUGAUUUGUGUUCUAACUAGUAGAGUUUUUUCCACUGACUGGUUCCCGCUGCCUUUAUUAAGAAGCCAUCCCAAAAUUACUAUAACAAAUGUUUUUGCAUAUAUUUCAAAGUAACUACAGAGCCUUAGUGUAUGGUAUGAUUGUCAUAUUUGGAAAGGGAUAUUAGAAGUUAAUUUGGGGAAAAUGUCUUAAAAAGCAUCAGCAGAAGUGCUGAACUGUUUUCAGCUGCAGUCUUUUCAAAAUGCUUGUAAUUGUAUAUACGACUGAAUUCAGCAUUGAAAAAAAUCCAGUCACAUUUAUGUGUGGAUCUGUAUAUAUGGUUAAAGCUGUUUGUGUUAGAAGAAUCCAGCAUUUUCUGUAUCUGAGUAAAAAUGUACAGCCUAAAAUAUAAUUUGUAUUAUAAAUUUAUUUUCUUUUUAUAUAUAAUAAUUAAAUGACCUAUUUUUUCUAUGAA
This is a messenger RNA of Lacerta agilis (Sand lizard), 4414 nucleotides long. RefSeq names its product TRAF3 interacting protein 1 (gene IFT54). The coding region runs from base 32 to 2116 and encodes 694 amino acids. The record is from RefSeq and is a predicted model, not a curated record. NCBI's taxonomy places the organism in Eukaryota, Metazoa, Chordata, Lepidosauria, Squamata, Lacertidae. Gene Ontology annotation, cellular component: centrosome; ciliary basal body; intraciliary transport particle B. Gene Ontology annotation, molecular function: microtubule binding. Gene Ontology annotation, biological process: cilium assembly; intraciliary transport; regulation of microtubule cytoskeleton organization. The transcript is spliced from 17 exons.